AUGGCCGACUUUGACAUAGAAAAGAAGCCGAAUGUGAAUCCGGCAUGCAAGAGUGAGAAUGCGUCAGGAGCUGAUGAUUCUGACGCACUCAGAUUAGCCGAGAUGGGAUACACACAGGAUUUGCAGCGCAAUUUCUCAAUACUCUCACUUGUUGGUAUUGCGUUUUGUAUGUCCAAUUCCUGGUUUGGUAUCUCUGCAUCCUUGAUCACUGGUAUCAGUUCUGGAGGCACGGUCCUUAUCGUUUACGGAUUGAUUUGGAUCGGUUUCAUUUCAACAUGUGUGGGUGCCUCGCUUUCCGAACUGGCCAGCUCCAUGCCCAAUGCCGGUGGUCAAUAUUUCUGGGCCAAUGAACUUGCGCCUAAGAAAUAUGCACGAUUUGCAUCCUAUUUCACCGGCUGGUUUGGAUAUGCUGGUGCCAUUUUCGCCUGUGCCAGUGUAGCUCUCAGUCUUGGGUCCGCUGGGGUAGGAAUGUGGCAACUUGGCCAUCCCGAAUUUGUUCCGCAGCCAUGGCAUACUGUGGUAGCUUAUCAGCUCAUCAACUUCUUUUGUUACCUCUUCAACUGCUGGGGUAAAACGUUGCCUGCAGUUGCAAAGGUCACCCUUUACAUCUCGCUACUCUCUUUCUUCGUGAUCCUGGUCACAGUCCCCGCUUGUGCUAAGACUCAUGCCAGCGCAGCAUAUGUGUUUGGUCAUUUCGUCAAUUCCACUGGAUGGGAGUCGGACGGUAUGGCUUUUAUUGUUGGGCUGAUCAACCCAAACUGGAUCUUUGCCUGUUUGGACUCUGCGACCCACCUUGCGGAGGAGGUACCACAGCCUGAGAAGAACAUCCCCAUCGCUAUUAUGGCCACCGUUGGCAUUGGCUUCGUCACGUCUUGGUUCUACUGUAUCUCCAUGUUCUUCAGUCUGAAUGACCUGAACAAGCUUCUGAACACAGCUACUGGGGUUCCCAUCUUGGAACUUUA
Aspergillus nomiae NRRL 13137 is the source of this 962-nucleotide messenger RNA. Its product is annotated as choline transport protein. Gene Ontology annotation, biological process: transmembrane transport. The annotation marks the transcript as partial. The transcript is spliced from 2 exons. The record is from RefSeq and is a predicted model, not a curated record. NCBI's taxonomy places the organism in Eukaryota, Fungi, Ascomycota, Eurotiomycetes, Eurotiales, Aspergillaceae. Gene Ontology annotation, molecular function: transmembrane transporter activity. Gene Ontology annotation, cellular component: membrane.